Patella vulgata (common limpet) is the source of this 4118-nucleotide messenger RNA. RefSeq names its product secernin-1. Bases 174 to 1433 code for a protein of 419 amino acids. Gene Ontology annotation, biological process: proteolysis. The transcript is spliced from 6 exons. NCBI's taxonomy places the organism in Eukaryota, Metazoa, Mollusca, Gastropoda, Patellidae. The record is from RefSeq and is a predicted model, not a curated record. Gene Ontology annotation, molecular function: cysteine-type exopeptidase activity; dipeptidase activity.
AUUGGAGUUUCACUACCACAGGAGACGGAGUAGGACUAUAAAUAGUACAAGGACUAAUAACGUUCUACCUACUGUAUAUAUUCAACACUCUUUAAUCUGCUGUGUAGGAAUUAUAAUCAACCUAGCAGAUGUUUCAUUUAUAGAUUAAAUUGUUGCUGUGUUGAGUGAGGAAAAUGUCGGAUAUUUUUGUUGCCUUGCCCCCUGCUACUGGAGGUUGUGUUAUUUUUGGUAAAAAUUCCGAUCGUCCACCAUCCGAGGUCCAAGAGGUUGUUUAUCAGUCUUCUCAAGAUUAUGAACCGGGAACAAAACUACAGUGCACGUUUAUAGAAGUGGAACAGGUGACGCAUACCUAUGCUGUAGUACUGAGUAAAGCAGCAUGGACAUGGGGAGCGGAGAUGGGCGCUAACGAACACGGUGUGUGUAUCGGUAAUACAUCAGUAUGGACCAAAUUAUGUCAUCCAGGCGAUCAUAAUGAAAAGUUGAUUGGUGUUGAUUUUGUAAGGUUGGGUUUAGAGAGAGGAAAGACCGCUAAGGAAGCAUUAGUUGCUAUAACCGAAUUACUCAAGUUACAUGGACAAGGUGGUCAUUGCUGUGAGGAUCCUAAUUUUGGUCAAUGGACGUAUCACAAUAGUUACCUGUUGGUCGAUCGACAUGAGGCAUGGGUUCUUGAUACAGCUGGUCUCUUCUGGGUGGCCAAAAAAAUAACAAACGGGACCCAUAAUAUCACCAGCAUGUUGUCCAUAGAAUCAGAUUUUGAUUUAAGUUCUGAUGGAUUACAAGAAGAGGCAGAGAAAGCUGGACUUUAUAAACCUGACCAGGGAGAUUUUAAUUUCUUUAAAACAUUUCAUUCAUCUUUCAGUGGUUUAUCUUUAUCAGAUAAACAACAAGCUGAAAACAGACUAGAGCAGGGGAGACAACUCCUACAGACAUUAGCCAAACCCGGUGAAUUUUCCCAGCACAAUAUGUUUCAGCUACUAAGGAAUGAGGCCAGUAGCAUCAAUUUUAGCGGGGAGUUGGAGACCAUGUCUAGUCAAGUUUCAGUUCUACAACCGAAGAACGGUUCCAUGGUUCCCGAUGUUCACUGGUUUACUGGCACCCCGAAUCCAGGUCUAUCGGUGUUCAAACCAUUUAUUUUCUGCGAGGAGCCGACCAUUGGCAAGGUUACCAUCUCGCCAGCACCGGAAGGUAAACCGACGUUCCAAUCAGUUGCCGACAGACGUCACAUGUUGUACAAAGCUCAUGAAAAGGGGAGGGAACUCAUGGAAGGUGGAAGCCAGACGGGCAAAAGGCUACUGCAGACGAUGAAAAGUUUAGAAAUUCAGUGUGUUUUGGAUGUAUCGGAAUAUUUACAGAAUUUUGACAAGACAAAAUUAGAUGAAGUAAACGACCUGUUUAAAGAUUUGACUGAAUCGGAAGUCAAAUUUUAUCGUUAAGAUUAAAAAUAUGAUGAAUCUGUAUUUGCUAAAAGUAACAAAUCCUACUUACACUUGAUUUCACAGGCAACAUAUAAACCAAACGCUCUUCAAGUUUCCAACAAUUUAUAUCAUUGGAAAUUUCGUGAUUUGCUGAAUUAUGUUUUUCCUUGACGACAAGCUUGUUAUAAAUAUGGCGGAUAUUGUGUGUUGGUGUGCUUGACAUUCAUUUGAUGUGUGAUGUAAUGGAACAAAAAAUACAAAAGUAAAACAAAAGUCGGUUAGCUAGAUGAACGCCUCAUAUGAGAAGUGCUGUCAGGUGUUCCAGAAAGGGAAAGCAUACUCUGUCUCGUAUUUGACACUCGUCACUACUGAUAGCUAAGCUGUGCGUUGGGUUGCACCAGUACAAGUGAAAUACAACACAUAUUUAUGUUGCUGGGUAAUUAGUUUUUUAUUCUGUGUUUAUUUAUUCAUUAAACAACAAAAUAUGACAACCACGUGUGAAGAUAAUAUUUACAAUUUCUCAGGACAAAACGAUCGCCACCAUUUUUAGUUAUUAGCGAACUAGUUAUAAAAAGCACGGAUUUUAAAGGACAUUUCCAACGAUUGCAUACUUUAUAUUUUAUAUUUUAUUUAGAAUCUGAUUUUAAAUUGACUCAUACAUUACAAGAUUGAACGGUAAAACGAUCUUAUAAGAGGGGGGGGGGGGUAGUUAUAUGGCGUCACCUCCGACCUCAGAUUUUAAGUUGAACAUGGCUAAAGAUAAUUUAAAUAAGAGAUUUUCAACGGAUAACUUUGUACUUUAAAUUCUUUAUCUUUAAUUUUAUUUGUUUGAUGAAGAAGUCAGAGAAACUGUUUCAACCCAAGUCGGUCGUUUCAAAGUUUUUAUAUUGUUAAAAAAAAAAAUAUAUCUUGAACACCUGAACUUCAUUUACUCACAAAAUACUUAUUUAAACCCAAAUGGCACUUGAGUAAAACUUUAAUUUAUAUAAUAUAUGUGCAUGGCGAUGGUUUUAGCUAUAGACCCAGGUGGUUGUCAUAUUAUCAACCAGCCAGAUAAUUCUAAAAACAUUCUUUCUUAAAAGGCUAGCCAAAUAUAGAAUAUUGUCAUACUGUCCUUUAUAAUAAACUCUGAACCAGUAACUUAAAAUACACAAUACAAUAGACAAUUUCGGUAAAAUGGAAAAUUGGUAUUUAUAAUAAUUCCAUUAUUUUAGCUUGACAAAGAUUUGUCUCUUUUCUGCUUAUAUACAUGUGUACAUUUGUGAGAUAUUUAUGUAUGUGUAACACGGUAGAGGUGCUGGCAUCAUGUGAACAAUAACGCUGCCGUGACUAAAUGUGUUACAUGUUUUAUAUUAUGAUGUAUUCACGCCUUGUAAUGGUGUCUUAAACUUAUUAUAUUGAAGAUAUUUAUUCCUACAGCACGUAUGCGCUUUAAAAGUGUUUUGCUUUAUAAAAUUAUACAAAAUGAUUGUAACUAGCUGUUUUAAAAUAGAAUUAAUGGUGGAAUAUUUGACUCUUAGCCCACCCCCUCUCUAAUCUGUUGGUCGCGAUUCCUUUCAUAUGAGCAAACAGUGCAAUUUUAUGAUUGCAUAUUUCACUGAUUAUUGUAAUGUAAACAAGUGCGCAUGAGCGUGGAAUGUAGGUCAACGGAUGUUAAUAAACCCAUUUGGAAUAGAUAAUGAUUUUUAAUCUUGAAAAUCACAAUGUAAGUUCAUUGUUCUAGAUUAGCUUAUGUCCUUACGUUAUCUAGUAAUACAGCUCUCUAGUUCGUAAACCUGCCGUAUGUGCAACUACGUGCUACUACGGGGGGUUGGAUGGACGAAUGGUUAGCACGUGCGUGCUGUGUCAUAAGGCCUGCCAUUGAGUCAACUAGCGUGGUUUCGAAUCCCCGGCUGUACGUGACAAGGUAUAGGGUCGCCUGUCCAACCUCGUGGGUUUUCUCUGGGUCCUCCGGUUUCCUCCCACUGCUAAAGACCUCUACGCGCAAGCGAAUUAUUGAAAUAAAAUUAAACCAUAUGUUAGUCCCGAAAUGACCUAGUUUGUGUCGAGUGGACGUUAAACCCCAUGUCUCUCUCUAUCUCACGUCCUACUAUGGGCUGUUUGAGGGGGAAAUCAUAGUCGACCCGUGCGUAACACCUACGCGUCACUUGCAUUUGUUCGGCACCGUAGACGAUCACAGACUGGCCGUAGAGGUUUUGGCCUACAAAUACAAAAUUUUAACCCGGUUUCUUGAGGCUACCCUGCGAGCUACCAAAUCCCACGACCCGUGCAUGUUAAAACACGUACGGCUGGUUGUGAGCUAGACUUUAUCGCAACACUGUACCAUCAUCCCAUCAUAUCUGAUAAAGAUAAUCUUUCAUUGAUGUCUCUUUUGUAUUUUGUUGUCUCUAUAAAAUAUGAUAAUAAAUCGAGCCUUUGUGUGAUAUUACAGAAAUUUGUAGAUGGGCGUUAUUUUUAUCAAAAGCGUAUGAAAACAUACAAAACGCAAACCUGGCGCCUGAGAGAGUAAGCAGAAUUAAACUAAGGGAGAUAAAUCGGCUUGUAGAAGAUAUUUAUGAUUUCUGUCUUUAUAUUUCCAUAGUUGUUAUUAUAUUAAUAUACAUAAUGAAUAUAAUAUUGUGAAUCUAUAUAGGAGUACAUUGGUCACGUGAUGUAUUAUAUUUAUUUAUUUAUUGUGUUAAUAAAUUAAUUGUAAAGCUUCAA